Adineta ricciae is the source of this 2523-nucleotide messenger RNA. The record is from the annotation of a GenBank genome assembly. Lineage: Eukaryota; Metazoa; Rotifera; Eurotatoria; Adinetida; Adinetidae.
AUGAAUGAUAUCGAAUAUACAAAUCGGCAAAUUGAUAUUCCUCACAAUCCGUUAUCGACAAGUACAAGACCUCGACGAUCACAACGUAAACGAGUUAGUCCCAGUCUCGAACCUCGAUCCCUGACAACUAUAGUCGAUUCGAAGUCUCAAUCAACGGCUGUUGAUCAAGCAAUUAUGAUCAACAAUCAACUUUUGACGCCAAAUAUUGUUGCUCAACAAAAACUCGGCCUAUCCGACAGUUUGAACAAUGCUAGUUCAGAUACUGAUGCACCUUCGUCGAACUUCUCCUAUAAGAAGAACCAUUCGACAUCCGAUCUCGAUCCAUUCGAGCGCCGCAAACAAGCAGCCUUGCUUAAAGCGGAAGCUAAGUUAGAAAAAGCCAAACGUCUGCAUCAGAUUGCUCAACAAAACGUUGAUCGAAUGGUAGAUGAACUUCUCCGUCAAACAACAAUUCCCGGAGGUUCACACGAUUCGAAAACAUCGAAAGAUUCUUUUGAUAAAUGUGUCAGUAAAUUAGAAGAUACAAAAAAGCAAUUGGCAAAGAAAAUCUCAGACUAUCAAAGUGACAUUGCUCGUAUUCGUGCUGGUGAUAUACCUAAACGUUAUGUGCCACACGAUAUUUUAAGUUCUCUGAAGAGCAAAGUCUCCAACGAUAAUAUCGAACAUCAUUCAACAAACGAGACAUCAACACCGAUCGCCAAUGAACACUCCAAUUCAACACAGCAUUUAGACACUGAUAAUCAGACAUUGCUUCCAUUGUCAUCGAUAAGUCAUAAUACACUAACGGCGAACAAUCUCACCAACCAAAAUCAGAAUUUAUUAUCGUUAAGCCAAAAUAGUAACACACUGGAACCAUUUCGAUCCUCUCCAUCAAGUUCCAUAUCCAAUGAAAUUGGAAAUUCACAAUUCUAUAUCGAUUUCAACCCUGAGAGCCACGAUACAGAAAAAUCACCUUUCACCAGACGACGUUACACUGAUAAUUCAAAUGCUGAAUCGAAUGAUCGAAUCUCGGAUCAUUCCAGUGACGAACGUUUUGUCAGUCAAAAUUCAUCUAAACGAAAUACUAUGUCCACAAUUGAAUAUCAUCAACUGCUGUUGAAAAUUGAUUUGAUGCAGAAGACAGUCGAUCGUUAUGAGAAUCGAAUGACAGAAUUGCAAAAGCAAAUAGAUUCACUGAUCGAUUUGAAUGAAAAUCAACGCCAACAGAACGAACACUUAAGUAACGAAAUCACAGACUUAACAACUCUGCAUCAACAUGAAAUGCCUACUGUGAAGAAUGAUUUGAAGAAAUUAGAGGAGAAACUUCUAUACAAUUUCAAUGAAUACUGGUCGGAAAUGGUCGAGAAAUUAGAUAAACUUGAAACACGAACGACGAAAGUUGAACAAACUCAAGCACAUUCGCUUGAAACAGAAGAAAAUACCCAUCGAUUGAUUAGUAAAUUUGUUAACAUUCUCCUGACAGUUUUUGCCAUUAUUCUUCUUUUAUUAUCCACAAUUAAAAAUCUUGUCCAAUCACGUGUACAUGCAGUCAUUCUAUUUAUCCUCGUUUCUAUCUGGAUCACAUGCCACUAUCUACCUGAGAAUUAUUUCCAACGGUCCUACUUCCGAGAAUUACCCAAUAUCUUCAAGCGAACAUCAUUUUCAAACCAAACUGUCAUGGUAUCAAGUCUACUUGCUCGUUGCAUCAUCGUAACAAUCGGUACACUUUAUCCUGGUUAUCGAUCGUACAAAUCACUAAUUACUUCAGAUUUACGUGCAGUGGUUGAUUGUCUUCGAUAUUGGAUUGUCUUUUCCAUAUUUAUCGCAUGUGAAACAGUUACUGAUAUAGUUCUCUCAUGGUUUCCGUUCUAUUACUGGAUUAAAAUUGCAAUCGUCUUUUGGAUUGUUUCACCGGCGGGCUCAACAUUUUUGUAUAAACGUUUUAUUCAACCAUUACUUAAAGAACGCGAACAAGAAAUCGAUCAAUUGAUUGAACAUACGAGACAAAAAAGCUAUUCCGCAAUCCUUGAUCUAACAAAUAAAGGUUUUCGAUAUGCAUCAAAUGUAUUUUUAAAUACUGCUGUAUUGGGUCAGACGUAUCUUGGCGAACAUCUCAAACGAUCAUUGAGUACAAGCGAUAUUAGCAAUAGCGGAGCAAAGAAUGUCAACAAUCCACCCGCAACAUUGUACGAAGAAAGUGAAGAAGAUGUCGAAUUUACUAGUCGAUUGAAAGAAGAUCAAAAAUAUCUAUCCAAGGGAACAACUCGCAAACCAUUAUCACAUUAUCAAGAGAAACCAGAUGAUUUUUCCGACAAUCCAUUAGACGAAUAUGAAAUGUCAAAGGUUAUGUCUCGUCGAGGACGAUCAGCAAAUAAAACAAAUUCUAGUGAAAACCAUGUCGAAACCACUUCUAAACGACAAGUAAAAUCAACCAACACAACGAAACGAUCAGCCGUCGCGAAAACAGGCGCUUCACUUGAACGUGCUGUGAACAGUUCCAAUGAUACUGAUGACGAAGUCGAAAAUAUGCGCAAAAGAACUUAA